AUGUGUGCAAGCCCGCCGGCAGGAGGCUGCCGCAGAAGCAGGCGGAGGUUUUCGGGGACCUGGCGGAUGUGUGCGGCUUCACCCUGUGCUCGGUGCUCCGGCAGCUCUCCGACCUGUCCCGGCACUCCGUGGGCAUCCUGGAGGAGCUGGAGGGGGGAGCUGGUGUCUGUGUGCCACCGGUCCGGCGCGCUGGAGGGCAGAGUGGUCCGGCUGCAGAGGCGCGUCGCGGAGCUGGUCAGCAAACCUCCACCGAGAGCCACCAGUGGUCUAGAGGCAGAGAGCGGCAGGCGCGGCGGCAGCAGCAGCAGCAGCAGCCACGGCGACGGCAACCACAGCAGCAGCAUCAGUGGCGGCGGUGGAGGAGGAGGAGGAGGCGGCUACGGCAGCGGUGCGGCCCACUUCAGGUCUCCAUGGCAACAGAGCGUGAACGUGUUCGGCUCGUGGAGCAGGCCGGAGUGUGUCGAGGAGCUGCACCAGCAGGCGCAGCUCAACCUCCAGAGCCUGCUGCAAGACUUUGAGGAGCAGUUGUACGACACCAAGCUGACUGGUCAGACGUUCCGGCAUCCGUCCUCGCAGAGCUCUGACGACACGUCCACCUCGCUCAGCCGCUCGCCCAUCUCCCUCAACAACAAGAGGCCUGACUUUAUCUUUCUGCCGGCGUCCAAACAGCUCUACGAUGAUGAAACCGCCUCCUCAGUGUUUGGACUGAGGUCUGUGACCGACCCGUCUCCCUCACCGUCCCCGUCACCCUGCGGCUCAGAUCGCCCCCCGCUGGGCUGGAGUAGUAACAACAGCAGCAGCAGCACCGCCACGUCUGCUACCACCGGGCCGCCUAUUGCCGAGAAACCACGCUGGCAUCCGGGGAGACGUGGUCACUUCCUGCCUCUCGACAUUACGGGUGAAACAGGAGGAGGGAAAUUCCACGGCGUCGACCUCCUCCAGCACUCCCCAUCCCCAUCCCCCUCUCCAGGAGACCCCUUCCCCCACCAGCCCCGCUCGCUGGAACCUGUCACAGACACCUUCCAGCAGAACCUCCCCCUGAGGAAGACACACUCUGACCUCGACACAACCUUACCUGCAGAUAGCACCUUGGAGCAGCGUGCACAGGACCAAAUUCACCAAGGAACUAUGGACCACUCUGGGCUGUUAUGCUCAAACACACCUACCGCUUCCUGGAACGGCCCUAAGGGCUCCACAUUUUCUCCUGGAGGGUGGAACGAAACAUACAGUUACAGCAUGAACAAGGGCCCAGUAGUUCCGCCCAAACAGCACACAAUAAUCGGUAAUGCAGGAGGAGGGAACCAAGAGAGGGUGAUGUUGGUGGGCUCAGGACAGUCGGUGAGCUCUCAUUCCAGUUCAUUCACAGCUGUGACAAACCCUUCUGGGAGAGGAGGGAAUAAAAUGCCAGGGAUAUCUCUGGCAGCCGCAAUGAUGGGGAAGCGGAGUGAGACGGAAGGGGCAGCAGCAGAUGGAGGGAGAGGAGGAGGAGGUGGAGGAGGAGGGGGAGUUGGGGAGGCAGGGAGAGGACGGGAGAGGUCGGCACGUUCCAUCGCGGCAGCCAAUGCCUUCAAGUUCAGGGAACGUUCCCUUUCCACACCCACGGAUUCUGGUUCCUUCUGCUUUUCAGAAGGUGGGUUAGGCCAGCCGGAUGGGAAUAUAACAGACAACCAACAACAGCAUAACAACUUCCUGGGUGAGAACUAUGCGCUUCUCUACCCCAGAGGGAGCUCCGAAGAUAGUGCCAGUACCACAGACACCAUCUCUGUCACAGCUUCAGACUACAGUGCAGAUGGUCGGUUGCGCCUACGCUCCCGCUCGAUCUCGCUUAAGAAGUCAAAACGCAAGCCGCCACCUCCUGUGAGGAGUGUCUCUCUAAUGAAGAAUCUUGGAGAAGCUGAGGGGAGAAUCCACCAUAAAGGCAGCCUUUAUCGGGAUGGCCGGCCAAAGAGCUUGCAUAUCCCAAGGGACCACUACCCAGACUUCCAGCCUGAUUUCCUUCUGCCAAGCUCAUCCUGCACCUCUAAACCCAGUGUUGGUGAGCGGGAGCUGAGCCAGGUAGGCCCUGAUGGACCGCCAAGCCUUGAGAUCCAGGCACCAGAGAGGGAGGGUGAGACAGACAUUACCUUCCAAAAUCACUGGCAGCUUGGGGAUUGGAAAAAUGACCCUUACAGGUCUCUGUCAGGCUCCAGCACCGCAACUGGUACCACCGUCAUUGAAUGUAUGAAAGUCAGAGGUAGUUCAGAGUCCUUGCUUGAUUCUCCUGCCACCUCCAGAGCCACCUCACCCUCACAACUCUCCAUGGAAACGGACGUCAAGGCGUCUUCACCUUUCAGACCACCUGGACUCAUGUCCCCAUCAAGUGGCUAUUCUAGUCAAUCAGAGACUCCCACCCCAACUGUUCCACUCAGUCAAAUGGCAGGGCAUGGGACAACGGGGACAAUGGGGACGUCGGGUUGUAAGUUGCGCCCUAAGAUCCCAGAAAGGAAAUCAUCGCUCCCAUCACCCAAAGACCCAGCUGCAAGGUCGAGAUUGUCCUUUGAGAUGCCUGUAAAUGCCCAUCUAGAGCUGUCAUCCAUUAAGCCAAAGCAGAAAGCUAGCAGACGGCAUUCUGACACCUCAACAGCCGCAAAACCAGGAAAAGGCAGUCCCGGCUCUUCACAAGCAUUGCCUGUGGUUACCCAGAAUGAGCUGAAGACUAUAAGGCUUCGCUCUAUCUCUCGUGGUGACCUGGAAGACUGUCCUGAUGGGGCCUCUGACACCAUCGAAGAAGAACAGCAUGGGCGUGACCUAGGUGAAGACCCAAGCCCUCCACCCACCCUACCUAAACCCAAACCCCCUGUUGCUGUCAAGCCCCCACUGCCCAAGCGACCCCUUAACCUUCUCCUCAAGUCUCCCUCCCCUUCUUCCACGUCCCCCCUCGGCCUUGAUUCACCUCCUGCCUCACCCAUUGAUCGGCCUGUUCCCCUAGGCAACAUCUACAAAGUCAUGAGAAAACCCAAACCCAAAAAAUCUCCCCCACAAACUGCAACAAGUCCCUCUGCUCCCCAUGACUCUUCCAGUUCAUCCCAAACUGCCUAUGACCAUUCAUUCCUCCCCAACUCGCAGUCCCUCUUUGAUCUUCCUCCUCUUCCAGACCCCCAGCCUCUCCUGGAAGACCCAACGAUGGAGCCUGAAUUUGAAGGCAAUCAGGAGAUCCGUCUUGGUCCUGAGGAUGGAGGAUCACUCCCAUCACCAUGCAGUAACCAGGAAGCCCCGGAGCUCCAGGACAAAAGCAAGACACUUCCCUCAAGGAUGACAAUCUCCUGUUUGGCAGAACUGUCAGACAAAAAGAAACCCAAGGUUCCACCUCCAGUACCCAAGAAGCCAAAUGUCCUGCUUCUUCCCUCGUCAGCCCACUCCUCUACCAAUGGAAGCACAGAUAGGCAGACGCCACAGACUGACAGUCCUGUGGGUCUUCGCUCACCUGUGGGAGCAUUCUCACCUGAAGAGUUUCCGAGCGCUCCCAAUGUGUACGAUAUGCCCGAGCAGGAGGAGAACCACUUGGAAAUAGAUGAGGAGAGCUCUAAAGAGUCGUCUCUUCAGGAUUCCUCCCUCACAGAGUUAGGAGGGAAAAUGGCCAGCACUGGGAUUGGAGAGGAAGAUUCUACAGCCAAUGAGAAGACAGUACUCCAUAUUGCAGAGGAAACAGAUGACGACUUGUUGCCCAGCACACCUGCAACACACACCACCGAGGACCUGUUCACUAUUAUUCACAGGUCCAAGCGAAAGGUUCUAGGUCGUAAGGAGCCAUCGGACUCCUUCGGUAGCCGCCAGAGCCUUGUGUCGCCAGUGAAGCACAGCACCAGUGGAAGCGAUCUCCGAAAUCUUACCUUAGGCUGCAGUCAAAGGUCAAGCUCUCGCAACGAGAACUUCAUGGCCCUGCUUCAGAAGAAAGGCAGCAAGUCUUCCAGCGGAGCAACCAGAGUCUCCGCGAUGGAGCUUCUCAAAAGCACAAACCCUCUUGCGCGACGGGUCACAGAGUUUUCAACCACUAUUUCAACAACCAAUGAGGGGGGAGAUGCGGAAUCCGGGUACGGCAAACCAAACGAUCAAUGAAAGGUUUUGUUAACAAUUGUUAACCAGGUCUGACACAGUUACCAACAUAUUCUACGAUGCACCAUUGCAGAUUGGGCAUUCUGACCAAAACGUCCAACUGGAUCGCUCCAACUACUGGCUGACCAUUUGGGCUGUCCAAUCCAAUUGGAGCACAAUUUUGGACAAAGUAGCCCCUCCCAUGGUUGAAGCACUAUUGAUCCCUAUCAAACUGGUCCCUUUAGGAAAGUGAGAAAUCUGUGGAGAGCACAUGUUUUUCUUGCUGUAUUUUCAACCAAAGGUGGAGGCCUUGAGGAUACUCUUCAAUACUGCAUCCACCAAGUUUCCAGUGUUUGGGAUAUGCUCACUGUGGCGACUGGAUGGAUAAAUUGAGAGAUGGAGAUCAUAUUAGGAAUAUGUGGAUAUACAGUGGAUACCUUUUCUUCAGGAUCCAUCCUGAUCAAGACAUCAAGAAUAAUCGAUGGCAUACAUACAGGAUACUUCAAAAGAGCAGUCAUCAGAGAAAUCUAAGAAAUAAAUGGAAUUAAAUACAGAAGAUGUGACAUUUCCAAACGAUAUGUCAACCAUUCCAUGAAAAGUACCAAUUGCGCCACAGCACCAACACCUGUGGAACUACAUGAAAUGAAGGAUUACUAUUUAACAAUGUGAUGAGACCCCAGGGAAACAAGUUCGCCCCAAACCUUGGACAUCCUUGUCUUAAUUCUAUGGUAAUCAAAUACCAUAGCAGGCAUCCUCAUUGACAUUCUCAGAUAACUUGGUGUUCUUAUUUGAGGGGAGGAAACGAAGGAAUAACCAAGAAGAACCACACGGGGGCUUUUUGCCACCAAAGAUGAGGCAUGUAACAGAUUUCUUUGCUCAUGCCCUGCCAUGAACAUGAACGUGGAAUUUCACAAAACAUUCCACAGAAGCACCCAUGGUUGACAUUUUCGAACGCAAGCACUUUUCUUUUUUCCUUGGCAUGGACAGUUGUUUACAUGGCGCAGAUUUUGCAUUGCUCCAUUUUUCCUUUCCUUGAGAGACUCAUCAAUUAUUAUUUUUUCAGCCUUUAUUUUUGUCAUAUAUUUUUUUUCCUACACAUGCUAGAUGGCCAUAUAUUGUACAUGUUUAAUUUGGAUUGUACUGUAUGUAUCAUGUACAAAGAUAAAUGUAACACAUCUAUCAUUUGGAAUCUUGGAUACAAAGACUAAAUAUAGUGUACAGCGCAGCAAGCAGCUUGUACUACAAACUGCCCACACGAUGGAGGGAACACACAGACAAAGACAUUGAAGACAAGAAGAACAGACCUAUCAACACAACGGCGUGUGUGUUCAUACAAGUGUGUGAGGACGAAAUCUUGCCUGUGGAGUUUCUGUACGGAGAGCAUGAAGCAGGCCUGGUUAUUAAACAGGGUUUCUAUUCAUUUUGGUCUCUGGUGAUGGGACCAAAGGACUGUUAAAAAGACAAACAGACCAGAGGGGACCUGGCGGUGUUAGUGUGUGUAUGUAUGUGUGCCUGUGCGUGUAUAGAGGGUAGUGCCAAGAACAAUGUCAGAGAAAAAAGAGAGAAGAAAGAGAGUGUGCUGAAUCUUGUGCAGGUUUAUGGCAUUUCCCUGACUUUGUGUGCACAUGACGAUUGGACAUUUUGUGUUGUGUGAAUGUGUGCUUUCUCCAUCAUCAUCCCACGCUCCCAUCCCCCAAAACCCCUGCCUUUCUUGGGAUAGGAUUAAAAUGAACUAAGCCUCUCUACACCCGCACAUUACUGAACCACAAGGGUUCUGGAGCGAUGCGGGUUUCCGGGACUCCAAGGGGACAAUGCGACCAAAAGAUCAAGAGGAUUCCAGAACCAAGAGGAUUCCAGGAUGCCUGGUCAAGUUUGGAAUUCCAGAAUGGGGUUUGGGGGGGACGUAUGAAUCCUAAGCCACCAGAGCUCGACUGUCAGCAGUGUCGCAUAGUGGCGUUACAGGGCACAUGAGCUGUUUCUGUUAUUUGCCGUCCUCAUUUUCACACGCCGUCUCUUUGGUCUCACAGGGUAGCUGCGAUCAGCUCCCUCCUCCUCCUCCUCCUUCUCCUCCUUUCCGCUCGUUCCUCUCCUCCUCCUCCUCCCUUCAUCACCGUUGGAGCACACACUCCAUCUGUCUCUCUGCAUUCAGCAUCAUCUCUAAUUUUCACUCCCCUAACCCUCUCUUCUGGCAACACACAGUAGCGCACUUUUACUGCAACCUCUCUCUGUUUUCACACGUAGCAUUGCCUCUGUUAUCUUCCCUUCACUUUUGUGACACACCAUCCCCUUUCUCUACCACAUCUCUUUUCUCUCCUCCUCUUCUCCACCUCUCUGCAUUCAGUCUAUGCAUCUGAGCUUGGCAGGCGACACGACACCGGAUGAAUGUCAAUGAAUGACUGUUAAGAACAUUGAUGCUGUGCUUUAUUUCAGAGUGAACAAAACAUUGUUUUAUCAGCGCUUAUCUUAUGCCUUCUCUCUUUCUUGCUCUCUGAGUUUUUAUACUUUUUCUUUAACUUGCUUUGGAGUAUCCAUGUAAGAUGAAAUUGACAUGGAUGGAUGAAUGAUUGGAUAGGAUAUGUGUGUGAACAGAAAAAGGCAGGGUUUGAAUGUGGAUUUGGACAAACGACCUUGACAUUUGGAAGCUGAACAGACCACCCUGAAGUCUCUGGCUGACCCUCACUUCUGGAUUACUGUCUGAGAAUUAAGAUUACUAGUGGUUCAGCUCAAACACCUGAUUUAUCCGUUGCAUGGAUGGACUGUGUGGAGAGAGGAAAGAACCUUUCAUCUCUUGACUCCUAGUCGUCAAACUAUCCCUCGGUGCUAUUGAGUCGGAGUUCCCCCUAAUGAUGGAAAGGAGAAACCACAAAUAACAGGAGCGUAAAAACAAACUCCUUCACACACAUCCCUCAGUCUUUCAGGUCUUUGUGGCAAAAAAAAAAGAGAUAAAGAUUUGAAAAGUGCAUAAAUCUAUCACCAUCUAUGAUGACUAGUCAAGUGACGCUUGUUUUAAAUAUUUAGUGAAUGAAAAAGAUAAACCUAUAAAACUCUGUGUUUGUUUGCCUUGUAUACUGAAUCAUGGGCGUGUUGCUGCAGCGCCUUCUGUGUUUUUUUAUUUGUUAUUUUUUUUAUUUGAACUGCCUUUGUAGUACACUCAACAAACACAAGCUUUCUCAAAACCUGGCCAAAGCAUGGUAAAGGGAGUAUUUUUAAACCUGUAAAGGACUUCUGUUGUUCCCAGUGUGUGCUACAAGUGACUCCAAUAUCUAAAGUAUUUAACUAACAAAUAGUUUGCCCAAAUCUGAACACACUGACCACAUUCACACGGUGACUUUUGUCAAUCGUAAGACUUAAAAAACUUGGAAUACAGUGGUCUGUUUUAACAUUAUUUCCUGAGAGGGAUGUCAGAGGAUAACAGCCACAGUGUGAAUAUGGUUAUUGUAAGACAAGGUCAGGCAGGGUAGUGAUCAGAAAAGUGAAGUUGAUGAAACUACAUUAUUUGAAAUGUACUCAUGGCUUUUGUUCAAAAUUCUGGAACAGAGACAACAAGUACAGUGUUAGGAGAGAGGACAUUUGUUUCAGGGUGUAUACAGAGUGCAACUAAAUAUGGCGUAUACUAUAUUAGGAGAAAUGUGCCACCUUCAGCAUAUGUUCAGGAUCAGCAAACAACACUGUUCCUGUGUAGACAGAUGGCAGAUUUCUUCAACCCGCCUGUCAAAACCGGAGGUACAAACAAUAAAAGAAAAGACAUGUGUACACUGGUGAAAGGAUGCCAAGCCCUACGUACGGAUACAAUCAUCUAAAAUUUAGAGAAAAGUGUCUAUUUAUGAAAAUUUUAUAAAUAUUUUUGAGGCAGAGUUGUGAAGGCAUAAAUGAUCUUAUUGUUCUGCUUGGACAUCAAUGGAAAUGUGGUGCCAUAUUUUUGCUACUGUUUACUUAUUUUAAUAACCAACAUACUGAAAAAGAAACAAUUUGCCCUCAUUGAAUUUGGUUGAUCCCCCGGUCCUUCCCAUAGGCAGGACGGGCAGAUAUGGUACCUUGAAGUAGCUGGGAUUUAAUCGACCAUUAAGAAUAUUUAAGCCUAAAAGACGGCUCUGCCUCCAAGAACUGUCCGUAGAAUUGAAUUGACAAUAUAUUAUAUUGAAAAUGUCUUUCUAUAAAGUGUAAAAAUAGAGCUGACAUGAGAUAUAUAUUAAAUAUAUAGUCCAUUUUUCCCAUCUUAAGGAAAAAGGUAGGGAGAGGAAAGGGAAGGGGAGAAGGUUUGAUUCUGUCAAAUGUUUUGAGAUUGCCAUCACAUAUUCCCUCAUCUUUACCUGCACCUCCCCUCUCUUUCCUCUCAGCUGUCGUGUGACUCAGAAGAGUUAUUAUAUAAAAAAAAGCUUUUCCCCUCACUCUCUUGUUAAAAGGUAUGGCACAGCCAGAAAGUACAGAACACUGCAAUUGGCCAUUAGUUUGGUUUGAUUUUACAGUUAUUUCCUGUGGACACAGACAACAGCCAAGUAGGGAAAUAGCAACCUGAGCAAUGUUGCUACUAUACAUAUAGGCUAUUAGAGCAAUCUUGAUAAGUGAGCCUCAAAGGUGAACACUUUUCUCUAACUAUUGACCUAUGUUUACAUCUUUAUCUUUUGUAAUUAGCGUUAAUUGGUCAGUCUGUUCCCAGAUUAUUUUGUUAUGAUUUAUGGAAUUUGGGUGUUGGUACAAGAGAGUGAAAAAGGGUGAAAAGAACAACAGAGUACGACGGAUAAUGCUAGCAGAUUUGGGCCAAAGAGAAUCUUGAAUUUAAGGGGUUGCCAGAGGUUGGGGGUUUACACUGUUUGGAUAUGUUAUGGGUACUUUUGAGUAGAAACUGAUGUCCCUUGCAUGUAAACCCCCUCCUCCGGCCUAUGAAAGCAAAUAUAAACUCCACUUCAACCCCAGUUAAGGGGCUUUACAGGCAGCUUUUAAAGACACAGAGAUUAAAAAAAAUUAGAGAACAUAAAUAGAGAGAGAAACAGACAGAGUUAUUGGAAUUAAUUCUAUUUUUGUUAUUCCCCAUUGACAAAGACAUAUUUAAAGGAAUAUUCCAUGUAUGUAUUGAAUAACCUGUUUCCCUGCCCCAUCCAGUGGUGUGAUCUGUAGCUGCAAGGUGGCGUCACACACAAAAGCUCCCCUCUGCAGCCAGGACAUGCCAAUGUGAUGAAAUGAUAAUUAUAUCAUUAUAAAUAAAUUAUUUUUCUUGCUUAAAAAAA
Labrus bergylta (ballan wrasse) is the source of this 9296-nucleotide messenger RNA. RefSeq names its product NHS-like 2 (gene nhsl2). Gene Ontology annotation, biological process: cell differentiation. NCBI's taxonomy places the organism in Eukaryota, Metazoa, Chordata, Actinopteri, Labriformes, Labridae. The record is from RefSeq and is a predicted model, not a curated record.